Myotis daubentonii (Daubenton's bat) is the source of this 5605-nucleotide messenger RNA. It is a transcript of the gene THSD4, whose product is annotated as thrombospondin type 1 domain containing 4. Gene Ontology annotation, biological process: proteolysis; extracellular matrix organization. Gene Ontology annotation, molecular function: metalloendopeptidase activity. The record is from RefSeq and is a predicted model, not a curated record. Gene Ontology annotation, cellular component: extracellular matrix. NCBI's taxonomy places the organism in Eukaryota, Metazoa, Chordata, Mammalia, Chiroptera, Vespertilionidae.
CCGACGCGGAACCGGGGCGCAGCGGGAGCCCGUGCUGGGUGGGCGCGGGGCGGCGGCGGGCGCGGGCUGCCCAGCGCCGGGAACUACACUGGGCGAGGUGAGGGAGGCGGCCGACGGCCGCUCCGGGACGUGGACCCCCAGGAGUUUGAAUACCACUCCCACCUGCAGAAAAUUGGCAACAUCUCCCAGGAGCCCUUGCUUUUUCCCUGGACCCUGGCAUCAUGGUUUCCAAUUUCAUGGGGUUUCUCAGAGUCCUGGGUUACCUGCUGCUGUUAGGAUUCCAGCUCAUCGGCUCACAUCCUUCCACUGAACACAGAAAGGUCCCUCAGCGGAUGGCGGCGGAGGGCGCCCCCGAGGACGGCGGCGGCGUCCCCGGCGUGUGGGGCGCCUGGGGCCCCUGGUCCGCGUGCUCGCGCAGCUGCAGCGGCGGCGUGAUGGAGCAGACGCGGCCCUGCCUGCCCGGACCCCACCGCGCGCGCGGCCCGAGGCCCCGAGCCCCCGCGCAGGCCUUCGCGGGCCGCGUGGUGUCGGCUGUGCGCACUUCAGUGCCGCUGCACCGGAGCCGAGAGGAGCCUCGCGCCCCCGCCGGCUUCAACGCCAGCCGCCAGGGCCCGGCGCUCCGGGGCGGCCGGCACCCGCAGACGCGGGUCCGCGAACCCACCGCGGAGAGAAGGAGCAGGACCCGAGGUCCCAUCGGCCCUGGCAAGUAUGGCUAUGGGAAGGCCCCAUACAUUUUACCACUGCAGACGGACUCCACACACUCACCGCAGAGGCUUCGGAGGCAGAGGCCCUCACCCCGGCAUUCCAGGUCCCAAGAGGCAUCGGGUCCUAGCUAUGGCUAUAGCCCUCCACGUGGCCGGGCCCCCCACCGUGCCCCUCUGUACCAGAGUGACAGUGGCCCUCAUUCUGGACUGCAGGUCUCAGAGGCUUCCAUCUACCAGCUGCCUUUGACCCAUGACCAGGGCUUCCCUGUAGCUUCGAGUUCCUUGCACAGCCCAGAAACAAGCAGCGGCCAUGGCAUGGGGGCCCACAGCACAGCCCUGAGCUUCGCCCAGCCAGCCCGGUCUGCAGCAAUCUCCUGCAUUGGGGCCUAUCGCCAAUACAAGCUGUGCAACACCAACGUGUGUCCAGAAAGCAGUAGGAGUAUUCGGGAGGUACAGUGUGCAUCCUACAACAACAAGCCAUUCAUGGGCCGCUUUUAUGAAUGGGAACCAUUUGCAGAAGUAAAGGGCAACCGGAAGUGUGAGUUGAACUGCCAGGCAAUGGGCUAUCGCUUCUAUGUACGCCAAGCUGAGAAGGUCAUUGAUGGCACCCCCUGCGACCAGAACGGCUCGGCCAUCUGCGUGUCUGGGCAGUGCAAGAGCAUCGGCUGUGACGAUUACCUAGGCUCCGACAAAGUGGUGGACAAAUGCGGGGUGUGCGGAGGCGAUAACACAGGCUGUCAGGUUGUGUCGGGCGUGUUUAAGCACGCCCUCACCAGCCUGGGCUACCACCGUGUUGUUGAGAUUCCCCAAGGAGCCACAAAGAUCAACAUCACCGAGAUGCACAAGAGCAACAACUAUUUGGCCCUGCGAAGUCGUUCUGGCCGCUCCAUCAUCAACGGGAACUGGGCAAUUGACCGGCCUGGAAAAUACGAGGGUGGAGGGACAAUGUUCACCUACAAGCGUCCAAAUGAGAUUUCGAGCACUGCUGGAGAGUCCUUUCUGGCUGAAGGUCCCACUAACGAGAUCUUGGAUGUUUAUAUGAUACACCAGCAGCCUAACCCCGGAGUCCACUAUGAGUACGUUAUCAUGGGGACCAAUGCCAUCAGCCCACAAGUGCCACCUCACAGGAGACCAGGGGAGCCCUUCCAUGGCCAGCUGCUCCCGGAGGGGAGGAGUCAGGAGGCGGGAGAAGAGAAGGAACGGACUGAGGAGAAGGAAGGCUUGCACGGUGGGGCACCAGAAAUAUUCACCUCAGAAUCUGCGCAGACCUUCUCAGCCAGGCAUCCAGAUAGAUUUUCUUCCCGCUGGCCGGGCAAUUUGGUGCUACCAGCACCACAGCCCCCACGACGAAGCCGAGAUCACAACUGGAAACAGCUUGGGACCACGGAGUGCUCCACGACCUGUGGGAAAGGAUCGCAGUACCCCAUUUUUCGCUGUGUGCACAGAAACACUCAUGAAGAGGUUCCCGAGAGCUACUGUGACUCCAGCACGAAGCCGACCCCCGAGGAGGAGCCCUGCAGCAUCUUCCCUUGCCCGGCCUUCUGGGACAUCGGGGAGUGGUCCGAGUGCAGCAAAACCUGCGGCCUGGGCAUGCAGCAUCGCCAGGUUCUGUGCCGCCAGGUGUACGCCAACCGAAGCCUGACGGUGCAGCCCUACCGUUGCCAGCACCUGGAGAAGCCCGAGACCACCAGCACCUGCCAGCUCAAGAUCUGCAGUGAGUGGCAGAUCCGGACGGACUGGACCUCGUGCUCCGUGCCCUGUGGAGUGGGGCAGAGGACCCGGGACGUGAAGUGUGUGAGCAACAUCGGGGACGUGGUUGACGACGAGGAAUGCAACAUGAAGCUCCGGCCCAAUGACGUUGAGAACUGCGACAUGGGGCCCUGUGCGAGGAGCUGGUUCCUCACCGAGUGGGGUGAGAGGUGUUCAGCGGAGUGCGGGGCUGGAGUGCGGACACGCUCGGUGGUGUGCAUGACCAACCACAUCAGCAGCCUGCCUCUGGAGGGCUGUGGGAACAACCGGCCAGCAGAGGCCACUCCGUGUGACAACGGGCCCUGCAUGGGCAAGGUGGAGUGGUUUGCUGGGAGCUGGAGUCAGUGCUCCAUAGAGUGUGGCAGUGGGACCCAACAGAGGGAGGUGAUUUGUGUUAGGAAGAAUGCAGACACCUUUGAAGUGCUGGACCCCUAUGAAUGUUCCUUCCUAGAGAAACCACCCAGCCAACAGUCCUGCCACCUGAAGCCUUGUGGAGCCAAAUGGUUUAACACAGAAUGGAGCAUGUGCUCCAAGAGCUGCCAGGGCGGCUUCCGGGUCCGGGAAGUACGCUGUCUGUCAGAUGACAUGGCCCUAAGUAAUCUCUGUGACCCUCAGUUGAAACCAGAAGAGAAAGAAUCCUGUAACCCUCAGGACUGUGUCCCUGAAGUCGAUGAAAGCUGCAAGGACAGAUACUACAACUGCAACGUGGUGGUGCAGGCCCGCCUCUGCGUCUACAACUACUACAAGACUGCCUGCUGCGCCUCAUGCACUCGCGUGGCCAACAGACACGCGGGCUUCCUGGGGAGCAGAUAACACCCCCGCACCUACCCAAAGAGCAGAGCAGCAAGUCUGUAAGAGGGUGACUGGCAGGCUGCUGAUCCACCAGGGUCUCCCUGGCCCAGGGCGCUGCCGGCCAAUUUGGUCACCAGCCCCGCCUUCAGUAAAGUGUCCACGCGGUGCCCAGGCGCAGAGCCACAGCUCUGAGCAUCGCCAUCAACUGAAGUUCCCUCCUUGGGAAACCUGGAAACCUCUAACAGUGCUCUCUGAAAACCAGUCAGGGGGGCGUUCAGGCAGCUCUCAGCCAACCCCUCCUGGCACUUUCUAAGGCAGCAAUUUAGCCCUGACUGGGCACUGCCUCCCCCAGGGGGCUAUUGGCCUUUCCAAUAUCAGCGCCUCCUGGACAGUCAGAGGGGGCAGCACCCGUACCCCAGGGCCCGAAGCCUUGCUGAGAUGCCGGCAUCCCGUUACCUCAGCCCCGCUGUGCCUGUCCUCUUUCUCAAAGACAUUAAGUUGUUUGCCUGCCUCAUGACACAAACAUCUCAUGUCAUGCAGUGCUUUAUUGUUUCACAGGUAUAUUCACAGAUAUUAAUUCCUUAGCAGCUUAUAACACCCCAGAAGGGAGGCCGGGAAUGAAUCAUUGUCCCAUUUUACUAGCAAGGAAGCUGAGACUCAUUGACCUCCCAGCCAUAUUCACCUGUUCAGUGGCAGAGCUGAGUCCCAACCCCCAUCAUCUGACCACAAAACCCUGACCCCAAGGCCUGUCCAGAAGUCUUAGGUCUGCAGGAUGCGGCUUCAUUUCAGACCAAGAGUGAGAAUUUCCUAAUUAGCAAACGAAACGCAGGUCUUUGAAUUCUUCCCUCCAACCAAAGGUCAAAACUUUAUCCCAGCUUCAGUUGUUUCAGAAGUCUGUUUCCACCCAUCCCUUCCCCCACAGUCACAGGCCCUCAUCACAGGACCCUGCAGCUUUCAUUAAGCCCCGUCCUGGAAGAAACUCUCCCCUGAGACCAUAAAGGCGCUGGGUAUCACAGUCAUUGCCUGAAAUUCUGACUUCCUUUCCCAGUGAGAUGUUUUCCCUGGAACCGGAAGUCAGGGUCCCUUUGGCCACAACAGUCCCUUUCUGGUCCCAGAGCAGGUUUCCAGAGCUGUGUGCUCAGCCCCUCCUCAGCCACCCUGCUGGGCUGUUCUCCACACGUGCCUGGUGGAAAGUGUAACCAACCCACACCAGCAAAAACCUCGUUUCUAUUAGAAAGUGUCUCCCUUUGGUCUUUUUGAUUUGAUUUAUGGAUUUCUCUCUAUUACUUCAAAUCCUUCCUUUCUCACCCAGGACUGACAACCCAUGUCCCCGCCCCCCUCCAGACAGGGCACUAACACCUACAUUAAUGGAGCCAGUCUGGGAGGAGGGGCUGUGAGCUACAGUGGCAGCUUCAUCAGAGGGCUCUUCCCUGACUCACCUUGCCUAACUCUAGCUCCAGGGCCUGCAGGGGUCAGUAGGGGGUGGGGGUACAGUGCCUAUUGAGAGAGGAACUCUUUGAAAAAUCCAUUAAGAAGAAAAUAUAUGUACAUUAAGAAAAGUACCAGGCUAAACGAAUUGUAAGCUCUUAGUACUGUGGUCCUGGGCCCAUUUCCCUUUUAAAGCAAGCCUUAGCAAUUGAGUUUCUCCCAGGAGCCCUUUAAACCAGAAAUCUGCUAAUUAGAUGAUCACUUGCAGUUUUUGGAAGCAGUAUCACCACUUAGUCUGACACACGCUGUGUUUCCAGGGAUUCUCUUUGGCUUUCCUGUGAGUGUCCUCUUGCUGGGGAGCCCCAGCACCACUCCCCAGAAGCACCCCCUCUCUCCUGGUUCUUAUGGGACUCCUGCAGAGAAGCAGGCGGGAAGAGGCCCCGCUCCUCCGGCCACCAAGUGUGUCAGUGAUUUCAUCCCGUGUCCCCCCUUCCUUUCGCUAGAAGUUUUUUGCUUCUAAUCACAAGGGGAGUUUGUCCUUGACGCAGCAGCCUGCUGAACAAGCCAGCCAUCUGCUGGAGUCCUUGCAAGAGGCUGUCUUUACACGUGGGAGGGCAGGGUGGGUCAGUGGGUGGGAGAGCAGGAAGGCUGAUUUCACCUCAAAUUAAGGGAAAACCUUGUAGCCAUUCCAGCUGCUCAUCAGGGGUGUGGCCACCAUUUGUGAGCGCGCUCUCCAUCCUAAGCGGGACUUCUCUGUCGCGUGGCAAGUGAACAUCCGGUUCCCUCCACCUGGGGAUGCUCAUGAUGCGCUGGUCAGUGGUGGCUUUGUCUCUGACAUCUGACAACGUCCGUGGCUCCCAGAUGCUACCUAACAGUUCUUUAAAAGCACAGCGAUCCUUCCGUGAUGACCGCGUGAUGACGGCCGUUGUGGA